This is a messenger RNA of Diaporthe amygdali, 1002 nucleotides long. RefSeq lists its product as uncharacterized. The record is from RefSeq and is a predicted model, not a curated record. The transcript is spliced from 2 exons. Bases 1 to 1002 code for a protein of 333 amino acids. NCBI's taxonomy places the organism in Eukaryota, Fungi, Ascomycota, Sordariomycetes, Diaporthales, Diaporthaceae.
AUGGCGAGUAGACUCAAGAAGCAGAUCAAUCUGCACCAGACAUCACCCGACUGUUAUAUUGCGUCUUGGCACCAGGACUGGACUGUCGGCUCCGCCCUACACGGCGGAUGUGUCGCCGCGCUCAUUCACCAUGUGGCCGCCACUCAUAUCGUCACGGACCCCAAGCUUGCAGCCCAGAACCAACCAGACAUCUUGAACUUGCACUUAGAUUUCCUGAGAUCCUGCGAGCGACUUGACAGCACCAUCACUGUUGCCGUCCUCAAGACCGGUGGCGCCACGAGCACCCUUCAGCUGCAGCUAUCUCAAAAGGGGCGGAACAAGGUCAUCGCCCUUGCCACGUCGACCAAUUUCGACAAGUCUCUCGGGCCCACGGUUCCGAGUGACUGGACUCUGUCUCCUCCGCCGAAGCCCAAGCCCGACUUUGACCGUAUUUUGGCCCACAAGCCAGAAGAGAACUGGAUCCCGGCAAUACUCGACGGCGAAAUAAUCCCAAUCACCAGGUUCAUUGUGGGGCUGCUUCCUCGCGCCGGACACCUGGUCAACGGGAUAUGUGACUUUUGGAAUGUCUACACGAACAACGAGCGCAUGGACGCAACAGACAUAGCGCUCAUGACCGAUAUCAUCCCGUCCAUGUCCGACACGCUCAUGCGCAACGGCGGCCUAUACGAGGCCCACGAAUACCAUAGACGAGUCCUGGAGCGUGUUGAGAAGGACCCUGGCGUCCCCGCCCUGAUGACCAACUCCCUUGCCGAAGGCAUGCAGGCGUCUACGUUCAACUCUACUGUCACCUUGGAUAUGAUAUUCACGCGACGGCUGCCCGAUGAGGGUCUGCGCUCUAUAUUCAACCGGACGGCUACUAGAGUGCUUCAGGACGGAAGGAUGGACGUCGACGUGACGAUCUGCAAUGAGGACAUGGAACCAAUAUGCAUAUCUCGCCAGCUUAUUCUUGUCCUCGAGGCUCAAAGGAAGUUCCGUGAGGGCAAAUCACAACCAAAGAUCUGA